UUGAAUCUAGCGAUUUCCAAAUCUAAUGAUGUUUUCAUCACAGGGCUGCGUGAAUUUGACAACGGUAGGAAGAGGUACUGCCUAGGUGGGUACACCUUCUAUAAGCACAAGCCCAUACUGCGAGGGGAUGCCAGUCGUUGGCUGUGCACCAGGCGGCAAUGCCCUGUGUAUUUACACCUGGAUAGCGAUCUGAACCUUCUUUACCGACCUUCCAGAGAACAUCCGCAUCCGCCCGUUUGUAUUUACAGGAACGCAAGCGGUCUUAUAGAGUUCGGUAACGGAAGAACCAGAUAUUACCUGAACGGCUACACAUAUUAUAAGAUCGGCUACAUUCAUAAAGGUAUCGCUAUGAGAUGGCAGUGCACACGGCGGGCUUGUCCAGUCUAUAUUCAUCUGGAUGAAGAGAUGAACCUCAUCCAUCCACCAUCAAGGGAGCACCGCCAUCCAACCAUCCGACUGCACAGAACAGCCGUUGGAACCUACGUCAAAAUAUAGCACGAUGUUCUAAUAAAUGACAGUUUUAUUAACCCUACCUACUUCCAAAGCAAUAUCGAUAUCUUUAGGGACGGAUUUCGUAAGAAAACGUUUAUAAAGGAGAGAUUUUUUUUUGUAGUAGGAAAAAUCUAUCGAUAAAAUAGAGCAUGGAUAAAAUAUCGACAUUGAUAUUAUCUUUUCCAGUGAACAUAUUUAUGACGACACGUGGGAAGGAGCGUUUAAUUUAUCGCAACUUUACAUAUUACAAGCAAAGCAGAACUCGUAAUGGGUUCAGAUGGGGAUGCACCAAAAAUAGAUGGCACAGAUGCAAAGCCUAUCUUCAUUUGUCAGAUGAUCUCAUAAUAGUUAGAAGUAACAUGCAACACACGCAUCCAGCUUUCGUAAUAGAGAGAAAACACGAAUAAAAUUAAUUUAUCAUCAUAGAUGGAAGAUAUUUUUAAUGGCAUAGAUUAUAUCACCCGUUUUGUUGAAGAGGUUGUGAGGUUGUUACCUUUUUGGUGCUAUAUUCGUGUGUUGUUGGCUGUAUAGGUUGAUUGUCGUGAUUUAUGAGAUCAUUAUUUAAAUAGAUAGCACUUUUUUGAAAUGUAAGUUUUUAUAGUCAUAGAAAUUUUGUUAUAGUCAAAAUCAAGUAGUUUUUGAUAGAAAUCCCAUGACAUAACUCUAGUCCAUGUAGCUUUCACGUAUUUUUCAGAUAAAUUUUAACAACAGGGGUUAACUAAAAGUAAUGAUAAAAUUAAUAUCAUUUAAGUUACUCUACCUACUGUUCCUUAUCAUAACUUAAUAUAAUUGCAUCUUUCUUAUUGAUCUCGAAGUAAAUAUGUCCGAAUGUGUUAUGAAAGUUUUUAUACAAUAUAUUAAGGACAAUUUAUACUAGAAACUAUAAAGUUGAAGUACAAACUAUUCAUGGAAAAAUUAUCAACCACUGAGCCCUUCAAACACUUUUGGACUUUAUUCUCUCCAUCCAUUUUUGAUAAAAUGAAAAACAAGGACAAAUACUCUCGCCAGUAGAACGCUUCCAAAGAAAGUUAAUUAUUUUAAAAAGACCUAGUCAAUUAUGAUUUAGAUUUUCUGUGAUUUUUUUUUACAUUUAUAAAUAGAAUAACAUGUACCAUGUAUUGAAUGUUAUUGUUGAUAGUGAGUAGCUUUAGGAUAAUAUUUAAUUUGAUUAAAUAUAUUUUGUUACCUUUUAAGACAUUCCAUUAGAGAUUUUUAAGUUUGUUUCAUACUUUUUGUAUUCAGUCCUGAUAUAUAACUUCUAUAUAUUGAUAUCCUUGAAUUAUAUGUUAUGUAUUUAUAAUUAAAAGCAAUGAAAAAUUCAAUUAUAUCAUUCUAAUAACAUCACAGCGCCAUAUUGUUUAUAAAUACAUUUUUUUUUCAUAUUUAUAACAGCAUCGUAAAAGUAACAUGCUAAAUUACGUCAGUCACUCCUGUUCAUAUUUAGUUCUUACUAUUAACACAAAUAAAUAUAAAAAAUACAUACCUAAUAUCAUAUAAAUAUAGUAUAUAUACAUGAUAUUCCCUUAUUAAUUUCUCAAUACAAUCAUACGUGUCAAGUGCACACAUGUAAAGCUCAUGGUUUUCUAGCGACAUACAUCACCCCAUCCAAACUUCACUUCUGCGAGGAGUACACCU
Danaus plexippus (monarch butterfly) is the source of this 2127-nucleotide messenger RNA. RefSeq lists its product as uncharacterized. Lineage: Eukaryota; Metazoa; Arthropoda; Insecta; Lepidoptera; Nymphalidae. The annotation marks the transcript as partial. The transcript has 2 exons. The record is from RefSeq and is a predicted model, not a curated record.